AUGCCUGAAACGUUGCAGGGUGAGGAUAGUCGAACCUCUGAGACCUCUUUGCCAGCAGAGAAAGAAAAAGGGCUCGAGGAAAGCACGAAGCGUGGGACAACAAGCGAGGAUUCUGCACCAGCACAACAAAGGUCCAUCACAGGUUUGAAGUGGUUCUUUGCCUACGCAUCAGUGUUAUCUACUGUUUUUCUCUUCGCCCUUGAUGGAACGAUUGUCGCAGCUCUUCAGCCUUCCAUCGUUGAGACCUUUAAAACCGAGAGUGACCUGUCCUGGAUUGGAGUGAGUUUUAUGUUGGGAGAUACUGCUAUUUUACCACUUGGGAAAGCAUUCGGCAGAUUUAACAUCAAAUGGCUUUUUAUUUCCUGCUUGCUGGUUUUUGAAAUUGGGAGUGCGGUUUGUGGUGCGGCACCCACAAUGAACGCUUUUAUUGUCGGUCGCGUUAUUGGCGGCGUUGGAGGAUGCGGCAUCUACGUGGGAGGACUUACUUUCGUUGCAUUGCUUACGACAGACCACGAGCGUCCACUCUACCUGGCCGGGAUCUAUUGUGUUUGGGGCAUUGGUUGCGUUCUUGGUCCCAUCAUCGGAGGCGCUUUCGCUCAGAGCAGCGCCACCUGGCGCUGGGGCUUUUACAUCAAUCUCCCCAUCGCUGCAUUGUUCGCACCCGCCUAUCUUAUCUGUCUACCGGUAAUUGAACCACAGCCGAACAAGCCUUUCUUGGAGAGAGUCUGGUCGCUAGAUUGGAUUGCAACUAUCGUGUUCCUCGCUGGGGCCACCUGCUUGAGUAUGGCUCUCAGUUUUGGUGGCACGGAAUAUGCCUGGAGUAGCGGUUCUGAGAUUGCGCUCCUCGUCAUGACUGGUGUACUUCUAAUUGCCUUUAUCUUGGUGACUAUAUUCCACCCAGGGGUGUCGGCAGAAGAUAAGCUCUUGCCAGUGGGAUUCAUGCGCACUGCCGAGCUUGUUACGUUGCCGAUUCAAAGUGCUAUCGUGGCAGGUGUAAUGUACACUUCGAUUUAUUAUGUUCCGCUGUUAUUCCAGUUUACUAGGUCCGACAGUCCCCUCGAAGGUGGUGUACGCAUGCUUCCACUCAUCUGCGCACUCGUUUUCUUCGCCCUCUUGAAUGCAAUCUUUAUGCCGAAGUUCGGAUAUUAUAUGCCGUGGUACGUUUUCGGCAAUGCCGUUAUGAUUAUCGGCUCUGCUCUCAUGUUCACUAUCAAUUCGGAUACCUCUCCAGGACAUAUUUAUGGAUACACUUUUCUUAUUGGUAUUGGAGUCGGCUGCUUCCAGAGCGCUGGUGUUGCUGUCGCGUCAGCAAUUGCCGCACCGACCGAGGUGAACAAUGCCUUCUGGGUGACAAAAGCACAAAUUAGCGGUGUUCUCGCAUCUCUCUGCGUCGAUGGAGCUAUUUUCCAGAACCUCGUCAUCAACAAAAUCAGCAGCGUUCUUCCAGGCUACAACACCAGCGAAAUAAGCGAAAUCACCACUGGCACCAGUGGCUCUGUCUUCCAAAGUUUGAGCUCGGACCAAAAAUCAGUUGUCAUUGACCAAGUGACUGAUUCGAUCCGACGCGUGUUUAUUUACCCUCUCGCCAUCUCCGCAUUUGGAUUUAUUCUCUCAUUUACCCUGAGUCGCCGGAAGCUAUAUCUUGCGGAAGGCAAAGUUGCCAAAUGA
Messenger RNA from Penicillium pulvis, 1668 nucleotides. Its product is annotated as DNA repair protein RAD50. Gene Ontology annotation, biological process: transmembrane transport. The transcript is spliced from 7 exons. The record is from RefSeq and is a predicted model, not a curated record. Gene Ontology annotation, molecular function: transmembrane transporter activity. NCBI's taxonomy places the organism in Eukaryota, Fungi, Ascomycota, Eurotiomycetes, Eurotiales, Aspergillaceae. Bases 1 to 1668 code for a protein of 555 amino acids.